AUGGUGUCAUCUGAUAAGGCCGCUGACGCACACACCGAGUUGUCGCAAUAUAUCGCCCGGAUACUGCUAGAGCGCUCAAAUUGGUCGCUAGAAUCUCUUGAUCAUCCAGUCUUGCGUAUCGAGGCUCAUUUGGAGGAGGAGAGCUCCCAAGGUGAGCGAACCGGGCAGUCUAGGCCCGUCUUUAGUCAUGUUGUCGAUCUCUCGGCCACAAAGACUUCAGAGCCGAGGACGCGGCAGAUAAAAGCGGCGCCGGUGCCUCCCCGCGCCGCGCCGGACAGGGCCGCCGCAUGCCCCAUUGAGCCAGAGGAUCGCCCAGAGGAACCACGAAAUACCAUUCCAGGUAAAUCCGUGACUGAGGGUGCUGAUGAUGCCGAGGAAGAAAACUGUUCUGAAGCUGCUUCAGAGAGCCACCACAAGGGGACCGGCGGACUGAGACUAGCCCGCUCCGACUCCAACCUCGUCGAGGACACGGACAGCCAGAGGCAGAUACACAGCGGCGACAAGUUCCCGAAGCGACGAAAAGUGAAGCCCGAGGGCCACUUUCUGCAGCCUUCGACACUGGACAAGCUCAUUGGCGGUAUUUGGGAGCAGAUCCACGGAACUGUGAGCCUUGACCCCCAGAAUCUCGUGCAGCAGUUGCAGCUUCGGGGCGGUGACGACAACAAUACCGGCGGAACAACAAUCGAAAGCCCUAUUGGCGGUUUUCUCAUGGCUCCGCCUGUGGGCACAACGCAGUUGAUCGCGGACGAAGCAGCCAAGCCGCGUGAUGACACCAGGACCGCGAUACCAGAGAUGAGCGAUGCCUUUAGCCGGAGCAACGUAUUCUGUCGGCAGGUCACACAGGCUAGUCGAGCUUGUCGGUCCCUUGAAGUCAUUGUGCAAGCCCGCUGGGUCGAAUAUUUUGAUGCCUACGUGGACGGCUGGGCUCGCGCAAAUGCAGGAGUACCAAGGAGUCGCUACAACAAGGCAGCUUUGAUGGGCGCAUGCGCCGACUUUGGCUGGUCAGAGAAGGAGCUGCGUAAUAAGAUGUACGUCUGGCGAGGCUACAAGGAAAUCAAGGACGCCGGCGGCUGGGUAGCUCUCGUCUUUGCUGGGAUGGGCAUCUACCGCUUCUGCAAGUAUCGGAUUGGGUUUGACAAGGAGAGUAUGCAGAGGUUGAGGAACUUACGGCCAGCCAUGGAGGUCGCGGCUGAUACCUUGCAUCCACAAUGGAGACAGCUACUCACGGUCCUUGGCGAGUCCUCUGAGAAGCUAUAUCAUGGACACCAGCACGAUUGGGUCGUGCAACUAGACGGGACCAAUCCUAUUCCCCUUCGGAACACAUAUCUCCAGUGGGAUCCGCAGUUUAGCUACCGGCAGCUCGAUGAGUCGAUCGUAGACGAGGCAACAUGGGGCUGCGACGAUCCGCGGUGGUCCAUGCCAGCGAGUGAUGUUGUUAGGGCGUCGGCUCUCCCCCUCUGCGAGACUUGCGAAAAGGAGCAAUCGGAUGAUCCAAAGCUCAACAACUGUUACUGCUUCCCGACACUCUUUGGCUGCGCAGUCACUUCGCCGAGCCCCGUGCUCGUGUUCCGGACUCCCGACGGCAAGAACAAUGGGCUGUUGGCACUAUGUGCGUUCGAGAGAGGGGCGCCCAUCGGUGAGUUUGUCGGCCUCGUCACCAAGGGCUUCCGCGAGGUCGACGUCAUGGAGAGCACGACAUCCUCGUCCGGGUCGCCGGGCAGCAGCGUCAGCUAUCAGAUAUGGCAAGGACGGCAAGGCAACUUUACACGCUUUGUCAACCAUAGCUGCAAGGCCAAUUCUCAGUACCAGCGCUUCACGUGGCUACACACGCAGCGCAUCAUUCUUGUCAGCAAGGGCAUCGAUGCUGGUACCGAGAUCACCGUCGAUUAUUCGGACAAGUAUUGGAAAGGCUUGAACAAGGCGUGCCUGUGCGGGGAGAGCUGCUGCCGGUACAGAAAAGCGGAUAGUGACAAGCGUUGA
Molecule: messenger RNA, 1980 nt
Organism: Pestalotiopsis fici W106-1
Lineage: Eukaryota; Fungi; Ascomycota; Sordariomycetes; Amphisphaeriales; Sporocadaceae
Exons: 3
Coding region: 1-1980 (659 amino acids)
Molecular function (GO): protein binding
Source: RefSeq, a predicted model, not a curated record